This is a messenger RNA of Harmonia axyridis, 3567 nucleotides long. RefSeq lists its product as uncharacterized. The coding region runs from base 206 to 2575 and encodes 789 amino acids. The transcript has 2 exons. The record is from RefSeq and is a predicted model, not a curated record. Lineage: Eukaryota; Metazoa; Arthropoda; Insecta; Coleoptera; Coccinellidae.
UUCUAAUCAAACAACACCAGAAGAUCACCGAUAGCCAUGACGACAGUAUGGUGAUAACAGUUGCAAGUUUUCCGGUAGAAGAUUUUCGGGAUAAGUUUCUAUGAUCUCUCACGUUGCGUUCGAUAUGUCAUCUUUCCAACUGUGAACGUUUUUUUACUGUUAUUGUUUACAUUAUAAGUGUCAGUUGAAAAGUGCCGGUGCCAAAAUGGUGUUUGUCAAGUUGGUGGUGUUGUUAACACUGACUAGAUUAGGGGUGUUGUGUACUGAUGAUACGGAGGAAAUUACUGAAGUGACGGAAGUGAGGGAUGGGAAAGAAUUCAGACUUGAGACAUGGCGAGCUGUAGAAAACGAUAGAUUGGACAUGUCCGGAUGGAUACCACAGGGUGCACCAUCAGAACAUCAGCAAUUACCAAUACUCAAAAGAAGAAGGCUACGUAAAAGAAAACGAAGACCAGCCCAAACCAAGUUCAACGACCAAAACUCCGGUAACAUGCAAGACAGACUCCUAUACUUGCCUACAAGACGUCAGCGUCCCUUCAAAUUCGGCCAACACGACGAAGUAUGGGACGACAUGCAACAGGAAAGUCCCAAGCAGGCUGUGAACCGCAGAAGAGUCGUUCCAGAAUACCCAUCCGGCAACAAUGUCGGAUUAGAAUCAGAACCGGAGAUAGUUACGCAGAAACAGGCAGAAUCUAAUCCAUUGAGUGCUGUGAUCCGUUUCGGGGAUGCAGUUGAAGAAACCACCAAGUCUAGGUCUACGGAGAGAAUCAGGGAUCCGUUCGAUGCCCUCAAAGAAGCCGAGGAGAAGCAGAAAACUCCAGAAGAGAUCAAACAAACUGCCGCACCGUCCAAUCUCAAAUCGCUGCUGAAGAAAACUGGUGGCACUAUAAGUCUCAGCGAGAUUCUCCAGCAGAAAAAUCUAUCCCUUUCCGAACUACUGACAGGAAACAUUGAAGCUAUUUCAGCUCUGACAACUCCUCCGGAGAGUACUCAGCCCACUGAAGUGAUGCAAGCUAAUGAACCAACCAGGUAUCAAAGAAUACCACCUUCAGAAAGGAAAAAGAUAUCGGAUAGGGUUUCCGAGCAACCUUACGAUUCUGCUGAAUUCGAAGAGAAACAGCUCAUAGAAGCUCAAAGAAAAAGGUUAGCUUUACUGCAAGCUCAUAAAGCCAAUAAGAUAUAUCUUGGAAUAACACACGCCUACGAGAUUGUUACAGAGCCUAUUACAGAAAGGAGAAUAUUUGUACCGUCACAUCCUAAACAUUAUUCGACUUCCAGUUAUAAGCCUAUAUUAUUCCAAAAUGGACAAAAAUCAACGACGGUAAAAACAAGGACUUUCACAAAUGAUAUUGAUGAAAAUAAGAUUUCCGAAUCCACAAAUACAAUCAGUCCAUACAAAUUUCCCCAAAAGAGAUUGCCCAUAACUAGUGCUAAAUUACUUGCAAGAACAACAAAGAAAGCCCCAGUGGAAAAAAACAAGGUGUACACCAUACCACCUGAAGCAAUACGAAUAACCAUCGAUGAAAUUCUGAAAAAAGAAGAAAAACCAUUAGAAUCAACCAAUGAUGAGCCUCUGCAAAUUUCAUUGAACUUUGACAUUCCGACUAAAGACAUUGAAGACUCUUCACAAAGCUCAAAAGAAAGCAUUGACACUGAAACUUCAAAUGAAAAAUUGGAUAUCUUAGGUGCAGGUGACGAAAUAAUGGAGAUGUUGGAAGACCCAGUAUAUAAAGACAAAUUAUCUAGGAUAUUACGUGAAAGGAAUAUGACUUUGCAAGAGUUGGUAGAUCAAAGAGAAAGAGGUUCCAGCCAACUCCAUUUGGCAGACAUAUUCCACAAUAAAACAAGAGAACCUGAACCUGUUGACGAACCCUUCGUUGGACUGAUUAUUGAAGAAAAACGCUCUAAUAAUUCUAGAGAACAAAAAAGUAUGAAAUUUGACGAAAUAUCAACAAUAGAAAAUGUAAUUCUUGACAUGAAAGACAACAAACUGAGUAGCGAAGAAGAAAUUACAACAUCACAACCAACAACUGAAAAGAAACCACCCCGUAUUAGUGAAUUUGGUAAAAAUAACACUUUCAAUUACGCAGCUAUCAUGCCUUUUUGGAAGCAAUUCCAUCCAGAUGUAUUCAACCGCUUUUAUAAGGAAGAAGCCGAAUCAUUAAAUGAUGUUGAUAGAAUUGAGGAAAUUAAUAAUAGAUUAUCAGAUUCUAUUACCAACAAAUUUAAUGUUGAGUUACCUCAGAAGAAUUAUCAUCUGGAUGAAGAAUCUAUUUUUGAUAUACCUUCUGGUAUUAAAUCUGCACUUGUUGCUAGUUUUGCUAUAGUUGGACUGAGUUUAUUUAUGUUUUUAACAAUCCUACUGAUAUUCAAAUGGACACAAAGAAAAAAGAACAAACUGAACUACACAAGCAGUUUAUCUGGUUCCAAAAUUAAAUCGCCCAUUUUGGAAAUGCCUCGCAGAAGUGCACUCAGGACUUUUGUUUGUGAAACACUUGGCAGAAGAACCAAGUUUUACAAAUCAAAUCUACAAAGCAUGUCGGAUAUAUGGGACAACAAAAAAGAAAAAUUUUGAGAUAAAACUGACUGGAGUAACUUUCCUUCAGCAUUCCAUUUCAUUUUUGUUCAAAAUUUUUUUGGACACUAUCUAAUGAAAUUGAGAGAAAUCUAAGGCUGCUUAGUAUUUAUCUAUAGCCAAUCAAUAAACAAUAACAGCUGGUUGCAGCAGCAAAUUUCAAGAGAGCUCUAUAGUAAAACAGAAAUCCAACUGACAUAUAAUUUUGUCAUAAACAAGUUUCUUCAAUAUAAAUUUGGAUAGAGACAAUUAUUAUAUACUGCACAUACAUCAAAAUUGAUAUUAUGAAUCAGACCAAAAUUAUUUGUAAGACUUAUGUAUAGAUUUUCCUGUGCCAAUCAAAAUCGUUUUACCUGAUAUCAGCUUGUUUUUGAAAGUCAAAUAAUCAUUAUAUUUUAUCUGUAUUGUGUCGUCAAUGUUCUAUCAUAUGUAAUUGUAACAACUUUUCGAUUGUGGAGUUCUAUUUCUCCAAAAUGAUAUUUCUAGAAUCUAGAUGGAUCUGAGUCAGUGCAACAUGUACUUCUAAUUGAAAAUGUAUGGAUUGAUUGAAUCAUUUUGCUACAAUUCCAAUGAUUUGAUUCUACACAGGAUCAUGUAGCUAUGCCAUAACAUACUAUAUUAAUAAUACAAAUUAAAAUUGUAUGUGUUCAUAAAAAGUAGUAUCGAUCAACACAAAAAGUACUUGAGAAUUUGCAUUUUAAAUUAUUUAUUGGGGUUCUGAAUGGUUUAGUUGUAAAUUAAAUUCCUACAACCAGUAUUAGAGAAAAAUCAAAAUAUUGUUGUAUACUUUGUGCAAUAUUUCACCUGUAAAUAAGAAUUUUACAUAAGACGAUACUUUAGUGUUGUCAGUUUACGCUUUUGAUAAUUAUUUGAGUAUAAACUGAGACAUUAAGUUAUAUAUGUUUUGUGGAAUAUUUUCAUCUUAAUGUAACAUAAUGUUAUUUAUUGUUAUUUGUUUUGUUGAAAUGAAUAAAUAUUUAAUGAAAAAUGUA